Molecule: messenger RNA, 12484 nt
Organism: Mercenaria mercenaria
Lineage: Eukaryota; Metazoa; Mollusca; Bivalvia; Venerida; Veneridae
Exons: 46
Coding region: 175-6579 (2134 amino acids)
Molecular function (GO): glutamate synthase (NADH) activity; iron-sulfur cluster binding; FMN binding
Source: RefSeq, a predicted model, not a curated record
CUUUGAUAUGUAGCCUUAGUAAUGCCGUCCGAGAUACUGUGUUUUAUGUGCACGUAAAAAGGAGUUUGGUAAGCCGCAGUAUUUCUUUCAUCAGUGUUUAACUAAAGAAAGGAUUAAUACAAGCAAAAAGGGGUCAGAAUUAAAGGCUAACAGUGAAAACAGUGAAAAAUCAUAAUGCCUGUAACUGAAGGGGCCCAGUAUGGCUUGCCGCCACCUACUGGGUUGUAUGAUCCGAGGUUUGAGUCAGAUGCCUGUGGUGUUGGUUAUGUUGUCAGCAUUGAUGGAAUAAGAUCACACAAGAUACUGCGCGACUCGGAAAUUAUGUUACGCAGAAUGGAGCAUCGUGGGGCUUGUGGCUGUGACAAUGACAGCGGCGAUGGUGCUGGUGUUGUGACAGGAAUCCCGCACAAACUUUACGCAAACAUUAUGAGUGCACAAGGUGUGAGCCUGCCAGGAGAGGGAAAGUAUGCCACAGGAAUGAUUUUCAUAGACAAAACCGACCAGAAUGAAAUACAGGAACUAUUCACUGGCAUGGCAACCCAGUUUGGUUUACAGAUUUUGGGCUGGAGGAUUGUAGAUGUUGAUGACAGUUACUGCGGGAGAGUUGCUAAAUCACAGGAACCACUCAUACUGCAGGUGUUUGUAACAGGUGGUGAUGACUUGGAAGAAUUUAAAAGACAGGUUUAUUGUUUAAGGAAGUUUUCCACUCAUAGGAUACCAGAAAAAGGCCUCCGCUACUAUAUAUGCAGCUUAUCAACUGAAACUAUCGUGUACAAGGGUCAGUUGAAUACUGCUCAACUUUGGGGAUACUUUAAGGACCUCAGUGAUCCUGAUUAUGAGACCCACUUAUCCCUUAUUCAUAGCAGGUUCUCAACCAAUACGUUCCCGAGCUGGGAAAGGGCUCACCCCCAAAGGUAUCUGGCCCAUAAUGGUGAAAUUAACACACUUCGGGGUAAUGUCAACCUCAUGGCUGCCAGAGAGGGAGUCAUGCAUAGCAAGGUGUUUGGGGAACAUCUUAAACAGCUGUACCCAGUUGUGGAGUCCGGAAUGUCGGACUCUGGCAGUGUGGACAACGUGCUGGAGUUUCUAUGCAUGGCUGGUGGACGGGAGUUACCGGAAGCUAUCAUGACGAUGGUACCGGAAGCUUGGCAGAAUGACCAGACCAUGUCUGCAGAGAAAAAGGCUUACUAUCGCUGGGGUGCUUUUGCUAUGGAACCCUGGGAUGGACCUGCGCUUCUUACAUUCACUGAUGGGAGAUACAUUGGAGCCAUUUUGGAUCGUAAUGGGCUACGACCUUCAAGAUUUUACGUUACCAAGGACAACCAUAUGUAUAUGUCUAGUGAAGUUGGUGUCACUGACUGCAAAAACUCUGACGUCAUUCAGAAGGGCAGAUUGAAGCCAGGUCGUAUGUUGCUGGUAGAUACCCACAGGAAAAUAUUUCAGAAAGACGCAGAUAUAAAGUCCCACCUUGCCAAUCUCAGACCUGUUGGAACUUGGCUGCAAGAGACAUUGUCAAUGGCUGAGUUACGACUGCAUUAUGAUCCAAGCAAGCGACGUAAACGCUCUGUUGAUCGUGCGCAUGUCAUGCAUGGCAGUUGUCUAGAGGAAGAUCGGAGAUUGCCAAUGUUUGGGUGGACCAUAGAGGCCCUCAAUAUGCUGGUGUUACCAAUGAUAAGAGACAAGAAAGAAGCACUUGGAUCUAUGGGAAAUGAUGCUCCAUUUGCUUGCCUGUCAAGGUAUAACCCAUUGGUGUUUGAUUACUUCAAACAGUUGUUUGCGCAGGUCACCAACCCACCAAUAGAUCCAUUCAGAGAGAAGAUAGUCAUGUCUCUGGCAUGUCCUAUUGGACCUGAGGCCAACAUACUCGAGCCAAGUGCUGAGCAGUGCAGGAGAUUGUGGUUAGAGCAACCUAUACUUUCCCUAUCUGACUGUGAAGUCCUCAAAUAUAUUGACUUCAAGGGAUGGAAGUCAAAGAUCAUAGACAUGGUAUAUCCAGUGAAUCUUGGACCGUGUGGUCUGUUGAGGACCCUGCACAAUCUGUGUGAGCAGUCGGAACAGGCUGCUGAACAGGGGUACCAGCUUAUCAUCCUGUCGGACAGAGGCGCAGGCAAAAACUUUGUUCCUGUCAGUUCCCUGUUAGCUGUGGGUGCUGUACAUCACCAUCUGAUCAAGAAGAAACUGAGGUUGAAAAUCGGUCUGAUUGUUGAGUCAGGAGAACCAAGAGAAGUCCACCACAUGUGUACACUGAUGGGUUAUGGAGCAGAUGCAAUCUGUCCAUAUUUGGUGUUUGAGACGAUAGCUAGACUGAGGCAGCAGAAACUGUUAGACCCACCCCUGCCUGAUGAGGAGAUUUUCAUGAACUACCGUGCAGCCUGUGCCAGAGGUAUCUCAAAGGUUAUGGCCAAAAUGGGAAUCUCUACGCUCCAUAGUUACAAGGGAGCCCAGAUCUUUGAGGCAGUAGGUUUGAGCCGAGAGGUGAUGGAUCUUUGUUUUUCCGGAUCAGCAUCCAGGAUAGGGGGUGUGACAUUUGCACAUCUUGGAGAAGAGAGAUUUGAUCGUCACUGGUUGGCUUAUUCCGAGAGGGAGUGUGAUAGUAUGUUGGUGAUGAACCCGGGCAAUCUACACUGGAGGGAUGGAGGAGAGAAACAUGUGAAUGAACCUCUCUCUGUUGCUAAUCUUCAGAAUGCAGCUCGGAGCAACAGCAAAGACACCUAUGCCAAGUUUUCUGAGAUGGCUCAUGAAGGGAACAGAAACUGUACACUUAGAGGUCAGAUAGAGUUCAGGUAUGCUGAUAAACCAUUGGACCUGUCCGAGGUGGAGGAAGCGGCCUCUAUUGUGAAGAGGUUCUGUACAGGGGCUAUGAGUUUUGGCAGUAUUUCUAUAGAAGCACACACUACACUAGCGAUAGCAAUGAAUCGUAUUGGGGCCAAGUCUAACACAGGAGAGGGUGGGGAGAAUGCAGAGAGGUACAUGAACGAGGAUCCACAGUUCAAUAAGAGGUCCAAAAUCAAACAGGUAGCAUCAGGAAGAUUUGGGGUGACAAGCUCUUACCUGAGCCAUGCUGAUGAGUUACAGAUUAAAAUGGCACAAGGUGCAAAACCAGGGGAAGGUGGUGAACUGCCUGGACAUAAGGUAUCUAAGGACAUAGCAAAGACAAGGCAUUCCAUACCUGGUGUAGGAUUGAUAAGCCCUCCACCCCACCAUGACAUUUACUCUAUAGAAGAUCUCGCUGAGUUGAUCUAUGAUCUGAAGUCUGCCAAUCCUGAUGCCAGGAUCAGUGUGAAGUUGGUAUCUGAAGUUGGUGUUGGUGUUGUUGCUUCUGGUGUUGCCAAGGGUAAAGCAGAACAUAUAGUGAUCUCUGGUCAUGAUGGUGGUACUGGGGCCAGUAGCUGGACAGGGAUCAAAGGGGCUGGAUUACCAUGGGAGCUUGGAAUAUCUGAGACACAUCAGGUGCUCACCUUGAAUGAUCUGAGGUCCAGGGUUGUCCUGCAGGCUGACGGACAGAUUAGAUGUGGUCGAGAUGUAGUGAUUGCUGCAAUGCUGGGAGCAGAUGAGUUUGGGUUUAGUACGGCACCACUGAUUGCCCUUGGGUGUACAAUGAUGAGAAAAUGCCAUCUUAAUACAUGUCCUGUAGGCAUAGCUACUCAGGAUCCUGUACUGAGAGCCAAAUUUGCUGGGAAACCAGAGCAUGUGAUCAACUACUUGUUCCUGUUAGCUGAAGAGGCUAGGGAAUUUAUGGCAAAAAUGGGCUUCCGCAGAUUCCAGGAUUUGAUUGGUAGGACUGACAGGCUGAAAUUUGCACCAAACCCAAACAACCCUAAGGCAAAACUGCUGGAUUUCUCAGCAAUCCUAAAGAAUGCUCUAGACCUGAGACCAGAUACAAACAUUGUUGGAGGAAGUGUGCGACAAGAUUUCCAGCUAGAGAAGAAAUUGGACUAUGAACUUAUAAAGAAAGCCCAAGAUGUGAUAGAUGGAAAGCAGAAACAAGUUGUUAUAGACAUGAAAGUUACCAAUGAAGACAGGACAUUUGCCUCUACUCUCAGCUACUAUAUCUCCAAGAAGUAUGCAGAGGAAGGUUUACCUGAGAGGAGUAUUAUCAUCAAUCUGAAGGGGUCAGGAGGUCAGAGCUUCUGUGCAUUUAUGGCUAAGGGAGUUCAUGUCACCCUGGAAGGCGAUGCUAAUGACUAUGUUGGAAAGGGGUUAUCUGGAGGAGAGAUAGUGAUAUUCCCACCAAAGGACAUGCCGGCUGAGUUCAGAUCAGAUGAAAACAUUAUAGUAGGCAAUGUUGUUCUGUAUGGGGCGACAUCAGGCAAGGCAUUCUUCAGGGGUCAGACUGCCGAGAGGUUCUGUGUUAGAAACUCUGGCGUCUAUGCCAUCAGUGAGGGUUGUGGAGAUCAUGGUUGUGAGUACAUGACGGGUGGGCGUGUUGUGGUGCUCGGCAGGACUGGACGUAACUUUGCUGCUGGCAUGUCCGGAGGAUUGGCUUACGUAUAUGACACAUCGAACGAAUUUGCUGACAAAUGUAACCAGGAGACUGUAGCAUUGGAGAGCCUAGAGUUGUCCGAGGAUAUUGGUGUUGUACAGGAUAUACUGAGAGAGUUUGUUGAGAAAACUGAUUCUGUCAUAGCACAACAUAUACUUGAUAAUUGGCAAGAAGAGAGGAAAUACUUUGUCAAGGUAUUCCCACAUGAGUAUAGGAGAGUGUUGGAGGAACAAGCUAGGGAGGCUGAGGCUGUUAGACCAGAGACACCGGUCGUCACACCAGCAGACACAAAGGCAAUUCCAAAUGGUCCUGGCUUUGGAGAAGCAACUGGAGCAGCAAAUGAAGAAGAGUCUGACAAUGAGAAAGAAGACUUUAUUGAGGAGAUUAUAAACCCUAUAGGUGAUGAAGAUCCUAACAGAAAGGAGAGUCUUUUUGCUGAAGAGGUUGCUAUAGAAGAGGAAGAUGAAGGGACAUCAUCUGAGGAAGAAAAGGUGAAAACUGAUGUUCAUAAUGAAACUGAGAAGCCCAAGAAGAAAGAUGAACCUAAAGUGGUAGAUAUAGAGGAAACUGUUGCUGAUCUUGCUUUGGAACAGAAGAAGCUUGAUAAACUCAGAGGUUUUGUGAAGUACCAGCGAGCCACAUACCAGUACCGAGAUGCCACUGUACGUCAGAAAGACUGGAAAGAGAUCUACAAUCACCGGCAAGUGAAGGAUGGGCUGAAGGUACAAGCUGCCAGGUGUAUGGACUGUGGGGUCCCUUUCUGCCAAUCUGACCAUGGAUGUCCUCUCGGAAACAUCAUACCUAAAUGGAAUGAUCUGGUUUUCAGGGGUAACUGGAAGGAAGCACUAGCCCAGCUGCUGCAGACCAACAAUUUCCCGGAGUUUACAGGACGUGUUUGUCCAGCUCCAUGUGAGGGUGCAUGUGUACUAGGUAUCAAUGCUCCAGCAGUAACCAUAAAGAAUAUAGAGAACACCAUCAUUGACUAUGCAUUUGAACAAGGCUGGAUUGUGCCACAGGUACCCUCAGUGAGGACUGGCAAAAAGAUCGCAGUUGUUGGAAGUGGACCUGCAGGAAUGGCUGCAGCAGAACAACUGAAUAAGGCUGGUCAUUUAGUGACUGUAUAUGAAAGAAAUGACCGGAUUGGCGGACUGCUGAGAUAUGGUAUUCCAUCAAUGAAACUGUCAAAGGAGGUUGUAGAUCGUCGUGUAAAACUGAUGGAAGAUGAGGGUGUAACAUUUGUUAGUGGAGUAGAGAUUGGUAAAGACAAGCUGGGUUCUGAGCUAGCUAAAGAGUAUGAUGCUAUGCUGCUGUCUAUGGGUGCUGCAUGGCCGAGAGACUUGCCAAUUCCUGGGAGACAGUUGGAAGGAAUCCACUUUGCAAUGACAUUCCUGGAAACCUGGCAGAAAGUACAGCAGGGUAACCAGUUAGAAUACCUGAAAUUGUACGCCAAAGAUAAGGACGUGGUCGUUAUAGGAGGUGGUGACACUGGCUGUGACUGUAUAGCUACCUCACUUAGACAUGGAGCAAAAUCAAUUACAUCAUUUGAGAUUCUACCUACACCACCAAAGACACGAGGCCCAGGCAACCCAUGGCCAACAUUCCCACGUGUGUUUAAGAUGGAUUAUGGGCAUGAGGAAGUAGAAAUUAAAUAUGGACGAGACCCUAGAAUCUUCAAUAUAGCAAGCAGGGAAUUUUUGGAUGAUGGGAAAGGUCAUGUAUGUGGCAUCAAGACCUAUAUGGUAGAGUGGGUGAAGAAUGAGGCUGGUCGCUGGGAUAUGAAGGAGAUACCAGGCUCUGAGAAGGUUUUCAAGGCUGACCUGGUAUUGCUGGCUAUGGGUUUCCUUGGACCAGAGAAGAAGGUGAUUGAAGAAAUGUCCAUGAAAACAGACCCAAGAGGAAAUAUACAAACACCAGAACACAAGUACUCCACCAGUGUACCUCAUGUUUAUGCAGCUGGAGAUUGUAGAAGGGGCCAAUCUUUAGUAGUUUGGGCAAUUUCUGAGGGUCGUCAGGCAGCAAGACAGAUUGACCUUGACCUUAUGGGUAAGACAGCCCUUGCUGGACCUGGUGGAAUAGUUUACCAGCCAGAACUGUAAACAAAGGAAGGAAGAAUAUAUUUGAUUUGAGGGAGAAAUGCUAUCAAGAGGGAGAUAUCAAAGAGGGUAUAUUUUACUAUAGACAGAACUGCUGUCAAGAGGGAGGCGUACUUUACCAAGAAUCACAGCAUCUCCGAACCUGCUGUUACAUUCUCCAAAUAUGUGUUAAACAUUCUUUUAAUUGAGCUGAGACUGUCCCUAUUGUGUGCCUGGGAGAUUUGGAUGGAGGACGUCUGACAGUUAUGCAUAAAAUAUGUGUGUGUACUCCACAUGAAUAUUUUCAUUGUAGAUUAAUUAAGUGUAAUAACAAGUUGAGUGAAAACAGUCCUUUUCUUUCUGGCCAUGAAUUCUAAAAAAAUUAAGUGGCAAGGUAAUGCACAAAAUUCUAAAUUCUAGACUUAUCAAGGGUUUCGAGCAAUCCAAAUAAAAAAAAAUUGGGGUAAACUGCCGGGGAUUGCAAGGGUUGAUUAGAACAGUGCUCAGGCUUGUGAUAUGUAACUGUAUCUGUUUAAUUUGGAUGGUGCCAUGUCACUAAGUAACACUGUUGUUGGAAGUCUUGUUUUGUUUGUCUCUUUGUUAGAAAAUCCACAUGUGUUAAUUCCUUGUUGUGAUACUGCUUGUUGAAAACUAUUUUCUUAUUUUCUUUGAUAAUUUAUAAAAAAGAAAUAUUUUCUGUUGACAGAGUUUAUCCACCUUUGAAACACGUUUUAAAGAUACCGUAUUUUCCCGUAUUAACGCCCCCGGGGGCGUUACAUUUUCCAAAGAGGGGGCGUUUAUUUGGGGUAAAAAAAUAAAAAAUGAAAAUUUUUACAAAACUUAAAAACAUCGUUCAAACUAGCUGUAAAGUGUUUCUGUGUUGUUUAAUCCCCCUAAAACGUAAUUAUUUGGCAUCCAAUUUAAUGCAGUGUGUCUUUUAUGCAUUUAAAUACGGUACCUCGUGUAUUCCAUGUCUGGCUUUUUGACACGCUCGCGACACUACACAUUACGUCAUGACCCAAACAGCUGUGUACUCCGAUAACAUUUUCCUUAGUACAUGCGGGUAGCUAAUAGUGCAAUACACAAUGUCAAUGGUUUGACACGCUGCUGUGCCUGCUUUUAAAUUAAAAAGUUCUUAAAACUGCCGAAGAAAAGGGUAUAUCGUAAACACAUUGCUGCAAGUUUGUUUAAAGUCGGCAGGAAGCGUGUGCGCGAGUGGUGUAAAAACAAAUCAAAAAUGUAUUUACCGUUUAAUUUUCUGUUACGUACCGUACUUAGUGCAAAUGUUUUGGACUUACGGUACAUGGACUGUUUAAAAGUGUGUUUAAUUUUUAAUAUAUUGGACUUUAGUACUGUAAAUUACUUAUUAUGUGGACUCAUAAAAAUGAGGUAGGUGAUUUUUUCCCGUUCUUGUUGACUUUUUUCCCCUCCAAAAUGGGUGGGGGGCGUUAAUUAGAGGGGGGGCCUUAAUUCGGGAAAAUACGGUAGCCUAUAUAUUUAAUUUUAUAUAUCUGUAAGAUAUAAAACACAUUGUUUUUCAUCAUUUAAUUCAUGAGCUGCUUUGAUUGGCUGAGAACAUAACAUAUCUUUGUGUAAAAUAGGUUUAAUCUUGAAUGUUACAAAAUUGUUUCAAACGUCAAAUUUAAAUUUUAUAGGGGUAUGUAUUUUUUAAGAAUAUUAAAAUGAGUACCACUCACCAGUGCAGUUGACAUGAAUAUUGUCAACCCACAGCUUUGCCACAGGCGAUAUUUUGUUUCUUGACAGUAAUCAUGUCAUCCUCACGGUGCUUACUAUUAUUUAUUUGAAUUUUGUAUUCAGGUGAUCAAUGCUUCUACCUUCUUGCUCUGCUUUAAUGCUGUUAAUGAAAAUGGUUAAAGUCUUUUGUAGCAAGAAAUAUCCACAUGUUCUGUGAAAUAGAUAUUGUACAAGGGUAUGAGUGCAGUUUUACUCUCGUGAAAAAUUAGCAUAUACUUCUCUAUUAAGAACUAGCUAAGCGUCUUUAAACGAGGUAUUUACACUGAAUGAAUGAUAAAUUAAUAACAUCACCAAAAAUUACAUGACAGUGUGGGUGUAAAAUUUUACCCAUCAGAAGUGUGAGAUACUGACCUCUUGUCCUAUUGUAAAAUCAUUUUGAAUUUUACUGAGUCCAAAGACCUUGCACUUAUUGUUUACGAGAGUUGACAUAUGUUGUAAAAAAAGAUAAGUUUCACAUCAAGAACUUUCCCCUCAUUUUUUGGCCAGAAUAAUAUUUCUCUCCCUAUGCCAUGCAAUAUUUAUUCUGCAGUGUUUGUGCAUAUUUCUUCAUACAAAUCUGUUAACAUAUAAUGGUGGUUGCCAUGUAGAAGUAUAUAGGAUACACAUAAUUAUGCUUUGUUGUAGCUUAUUGUUGCUGGUGCAUUGUUAACAUAUCAUGUUAAAGAUCGUUGGCAUAUUUAUGAUGAUAAUUUAACAUAUAAAUAGGCUUUAUAUGUUGUAAUUUGUGGUGCAUUAUGUUAUUGCUAUAUAAUCAGAUGUUUGUUAUUUCUGUGUUACUCACACUGUAAGUGUUAUAUUGUUAAUCAUACAUAUCUAUAUUUCACUGAACAAAAUUUUACUAUUGAGAUGAUAUUGAGAUUUUGUAUUUGCAAUUGGUAUAGACUGGAAAACUGACCUUUAUGAAAAUUGUCGCAUAAAAACAUGCAUAUAUUUUAUGUAAAUUACAAAGUUGACAUUCAUGAAAAUUAAAAAAAAAAAACGUGCAUAUAUUAUUUGUAAAAUUACAAACUUUCUGGCUCAGAUUCUCAAAAAAUACUGUGGGCAAGAAAAUUUGUCUGUUGUUUGUAUUUGAAUAGACAGGGUAAAAAGAUUAAAAAGUAUUUCAUUAGUAUAACCAGCAAAUUUUCCAAAAUGACUCAUUGCAUGUAAAAGUUUUGUCAUAUUGUUUGGUUAUGUGAUUCAAUGAAAACAAGUGUCACUUGAAAAACGUUUGCUUCACAUAGAUUGACAGCAAUGCAGCUUUAGUUUUGUAGGUGUUUUUUUUUUUUAAGACUGAAGAUUUAAAAUUGAUGUAUGAAAUAUAUGAACAGAGCCAUGUGCUGUUUGUUGCCGUGUAUUUUUAUUUUUUGGUAUUCCACUUAGUAUGCCUGGUAUGGCAAUUAUUUUUGUGCAUUUAGUUUCACUUUUCUGUUGUUAAAUGGUGCUUAGUAUCCAUAGGUUAUUUAAAUUUCAGAUUUUUGUAUUUUUCAACUUUUAGCAAAUUUUUGUUUUUUGUUUGAAAUGAUUUUAUUUCUUUUGUAUAUAAAGAAAAUAGCAUAAUUAUAGAAUCUCAUAUUUACCAGUAGUCUAGGUUUCUUCAUUUGUGAUUUCUUCUUUUUUUCUCAUUUCAUUAUUGAGAGAAAUGAACAAAUAUCUUUAGUCCCCCCCCCCCCCCCCCCCCCAAUCCCACCACCACCACAUCUGUUAGUCAAACUGUCCAGUCACAUAAAAUGAGAUGCUGCUUUAACGUUUUAGGUGUUUUGAAACUUGGUACAUGGAUAAUAAAUAUGUAUCUUUUUAUUUAGUUGCAAUAUCGAAAAAUUUGCUGUGGCAAUUAAUAGUCCUAAAAUUAUGACAACAGAAGUGGCAAGAACACUUUAAUACAAAGGGUAGAUGGCAACAUAAGAAAUACGCAUGUCCUUUUUAUUUUGUUGCUGUAUCAACAAAAAGUCAAAAAUUAUGACAAAAGUAGGACCUGCAGUAAUUUCCAGUUUAAAAAUAUGUACCCAUGGCAGCAGAUAGCUGGCCUUUGCAGUAGGGGACUUUUAUUGCUGGGCAAUAUAGUCUUGUUCACCAGUAUUUAAUUAACUUUAAAAGUCAAAAGGGUAAAUAAUAUUUAUAUGAUGUAUGUAGAGUUAAUCUACUGUUCUGGAUGCAGACUAUAUUGCCAUUAUGCAAUAAUAGAUUUUUCAAACAUCCUAUUUUUAAAGGUGUUGUGUGUUUUCUUGGAUGCAGAAAGUUUUUCACCAAAACAACCAUUUUAGAUGGUGGACCCAUAAUUUUCAGAAAAUUCCUUUCAGUGAAGAAUUAUCUAUGAUUAAAUCAUUUUCCCGCUGGUACAGAAAAACCAUGUUCUCCAUUAAUGACCAAAGAGUGCCAUAUUAGCAAACAAGAAUGCAUGGUCAUACAGAACUUGCCAGUUGACACCUUAAAUAGGGUUGGAGAAAGGUUAGAUAUAUAUGUUACAGUAUGUUUUUUUUUGGUACUUUAUACUUUAGUUAUGUGUUUCUAUCCUGUUGUGCAGAUACUGUAUUUCUUUCUACGCAUACUUAUAUAACUUGCAAGUAAGGAUGAUAAACUAAGUUUUAAGGUUAUAAAGCGGAGAUUGAAAACCAGUUUCAAAACUCUAGCAUCUGAUUGGUUGAUUUGGAGCCAAUUCUUUAAACUGACCAAUGGGAAGGAUGCUGAUGCUGGUCUCCAUACUAGGUUUUAUAUUAACUUUAGAACUUGUAUUUAUGCUUGAUGGAAUAUUUUCUAAGCUACAGAAGAAUUUUCUCUUAAACGUUUGUGUUACGUUCAGCAUUUCAUUUUGUAGUACAGCAUUUAGAUUUAGAUACAUUUUGUUGACAUUUGAACAGUUUAUUUCUUUAACUCAAGAUAAAAAGUUGUUUUUAUUACAUGUUUUUGAUUUAACUACCAACAGGAUAUAUAUGAUUAUGCCCCUAACAAAUUGUUCUCUUAUGUUCCCCGUGACUAUUUGAUAAAAGACAUUGUGUCUGAAAUCAUUAGUCCUCCACCUCUGAUUCAUGUGGGGAAGUUGGCAGUUACUUGCGGAGAACAGGUCUGUACUGGUGCAGAAGCCAGGAACACUGGUUAGGUUAACUGCCCGCCGUUACAUGACUGAAAUACUGUUGAAAAAAACGGCAUUAAACCCAAAACAAACAAACUUGUAGAAACUUUAUUUUCAUGCACAGCCAGACAUACAGUCAAGUAAUUAUUUUAAAAAUGCUUAGUUUUAAUCUAUGCAAAGCAAUUUGAAAUAUCAUCCUUGAAGUAAAAUAGUCUCUUUUGUGGUACAUGUUUGUAUGUGUAGUAUCAUCCGUGUUUUGCAAAUUACAAGAACUUUCAUAUUUAUGUAUUUGAAAAUAAAUAAAUAAAUUUUACACUCGAGAUGAUAAUAAACUUUUUUAAGGAAGUGCAUCCAUAAUGACAAUUGGAAAUUUCUGUUUUGUUGCACAUUCUCCGUAUUAGAUUUAGGCAUUGCCAUCAUGGUAUGGACAUAUCCAUGUGGAGCUACACAAAUGGCAGAAGAAUGCAGAAAUGAGAUGCAAGAAUAUAUAGAUAGAGGAUUUUACAUGAGUGUCUUUUCAUAUUGAAUUUAUUAAACUAGUUGAAUAAAAUGCGAGGCUCUGCCGAGCGUUUUAUUAAUUUUAUUCAACAAGUUUAAUAAAUUCUGUGUGGAAAGUCACAAAUGUAAUAUUCUUUUUAUCACAUGUUAUCCUUUCAUGUCGAAACAUUAACAAAUAUACUUUCUUUUACUAUAUAAACAAGUCAACUUGACCAACAUCUCCUAUACCAUAAACAACGUCGACGUCGAAGUUUUAUUACACUAGUGAAUUAUCAUUUUUAUGUAAUGGCUUUAUUACACUCGCGCGAAGUCGAACGGGAUAAAUAAGGUUUAGUGUAAGAUACGACAGUGUUGGUUGGAUAAAUGUAUAAAAAUUGCUGAUAAAUAUUAUGGAUGCACUACCUUAAGAUGUUUUUAGCAGAUGGAAAGUCAUAAAGCAAGCUCAGAAUGUUUACUUUUAUGAAUUAUUUCUUGGUAAAGAUACACAAAGCAAUUGAUUUGCAAAUUUCCUCUACAACAAAUGAGGGCAUUCACUUUUUUACGAGUAUUUAUUCACACUUAAUAUGGAAAGAAUUGUCAGCGUCUGUGUCCAGUAUACACAGUCAGCACUUUAUGAGAAAAUAAAUC